This is a messenger RNA of Larimichthys crocea (large yellow croaker), 2717 nucleotides long. Its product is annotated as prolyl 4-hydroxylase subunit alpha-2. Gene Ontology annotation, molecular function: procollagen-proline 4-dioxygenase activity; L-ascorbic acid binding; protein binding. Gene Ontology annotation, cellular component: endoplasmic reticulum. The transcript is spliced from 16 exons. The record is from RefSeq and is a predicted model, not a curated record. NCBI's taxonomy places the organism in Eukaryota, Metazoa, Chordata, Actinopteri, Sciaenidae. Bases 175 to 1848 code for a protein of 557 amino acids. Gene Ontology annotation, biological process: peptidyl-proline hydroxylation to 4-hydroxy-L-proline.
UGUACUCUAAGUAUUAAGACCAGCCCUCCGGGCGGCUCUGUACGUGGCAGCGGCUGAAACCCCUCUCUGUCCUACUCAUAACCCCAGGGGUGCGCAGCGAAACAGCGUCCACACACCGAAGCGUGACGGUACUCUUCAAAAGUCAACAGAGUAAAGGUUAUUGAAAGAGGCAGAAUGAGAUUACUUUCCUACAUCCUCUGGGCUCUGCUCUGGUGCUGCUGCUGUUGGCCAACGCAGGCAGAGGUCUUCACUUCUAUAGGACAAAUGACAGACCUGAUCUACACAGAAAAAGAGUUGGUCCAGUCUCUGAGGGACUACAUACAAGCAGAGGAGUCCAAGCUUGCUUCUGUAAAAAGCUGGGCCAGCAAACUAGAUGCUCUGACCAGAGUGUCCACCUCUGAUCCAGAGGGCUACCUGGCACACCCAGUAAACGCUUACAAACUGAUGAAGAGACUCAACACAGAGUGGACUGAACUGGAGAGCCUGGUGCUUCAGAACCCCUCUGCAGGGUUCAUUUCCAACAUGUCCGUACAUAGACAGUACUUUCCAGAUGAAGAAGAUGAGACGGGUGCAGCCAAGGCACUGAUGCGUCUUCAGGACACAUACCAACUGGAUUCUGAGGCUUUCUCCAAAGGAAAGCUACCAGGUGUUCACUCCAAUGCCUUACUGACGGUGGACGACUGCUUCGACAUGGGAAAGACCGCGUACAAUGAGGCAGACUAUUACCAUGCUGUUCUGUGGAUGCAGCAGUCCUUGAAGCAGUUGGACGCCGGCGAGGAAGCUGUGGUUUCCAAGGCGGAGAUCUUGGACUACCUCAGCUAUUCUGUUUACCAAAUGGGAGACUUACCGCGAGCCAUUGAGCUGACACGCCGACUUGUGGCUAUUGACUCCAGCCACCAGAGGGCAGGUGGAAACCUGCGGUAUUUUGAGCGCUUACUGUUUAAGCAACGCAAUGAGAUGAACAAAGACUAUGAGGCUGCUUCUGAGGAGCCCAUCCAGCUGGGAACCUACAGCAGACCCAAAGACCAUCUCCCAGAGAGAGAGGCCUAUGAAGCCCUCUGCAGAGGAGAGGGCCUCCAAAUGAACGACGCAAGGCGCAGCCGUCUGUUCUGUCGCUACCAUAAUGGUAACAAGAACCCUCUUCUCCUGCUGAAGCCCAUGAAAGAGGAGGAUGAGUGGGACAGCCCCCACAUCGUACGCUACCUGGAAAUGCUGUCACAUGAGGAGAUUGAGAAGAUUAAGGAGCUGGCUAAACCCAGGCUUGCCAGAGCUACUGUCCGUGACCCCAAAACAGGCGUCCUGACCACAGCCAACUACAGAGUGUCAAAAAGUGCGUGGUUGGAAGAAGAGGAUGACCCCGUCAUAGAAAGAGUCAAUCAGAGAAUAGAAGCCAUCACAGGGCUAACAGUAGACACCGCAGAGUUGCUACAGGUUGCUAACUAUGGAGUUGGAGGACAGUACGAGCCACACUAUGACUUCUCAAGGCGCCCUUUUGACAGCAACCUCAGGGUCGAUGGAAAUAGACUUGCUACAUUCCUAAACUACAAAGAUGAACCUGAUGCUUUCAAAAGAUUAGGCACUGGAAAUCGCGUGGCAACUUUUUUAAACUACAUGAGUGACGUCGAGGCAGGAGGUGCCACGGUCUUCCCUGACUUUGGGGCAGCAAUCCGGCCGAGAAAGGGGACAGCAGUCUUCUGGUACAAUUUGUUCAAAAGCGGCGAGGGAGACUAUAGGACCAGGCAUGCAGCCUGUCCUGUCUUAGUAGGAAGUAAAUGGGUGUCAAACAAGUGGAUCCAUGAGCGUGGUCAAGAGUUCAGGAGACCCUGUGGUCUGACAGAAGUCGAUUGAAGUUUGACCCACACCUAAAGAACCUGUACACACACAGACACACACAAACAUGCAUACACACCCUCAGUAGUGCCUUAAUUUUGGCAGUGAUGCAACUCACACAUUAUUCAACACUUACACAAGUGUUCUCUCCCCUAACUUGUUGACAUGAUCAAGAAAUAUUUUCUGAGGAAAUUGGCACUGGUGUGUGGGAUCUUUGUCCACAUACUGCUCCGUUUAAACGUCUUUACUCAGAAGUAACUGCUUUUCCAAGUAAAAGCAUUAAAAUUAGGUAUGAUACAGAAAAACCUUUACUAAUGUCUGGUGUUAAAAUAUUAAAACACACAGUGGCAAAAAACCUUAGCAGCAGCAACCUUAGCAAAUGGUGUCACAGAAUGUUUGAUUUCUUUACAUCUCCACACAUAUUUCUGAAUCAGAACAGCAACUAAGUGAAAACAAUUGUAGACUGUAUCACACUGAGAUAUUAUAAAUUACAAAUGAAAUGCUUCAAUUUACAUUUUAAAUUUGUCUUGUUCAAUACUGAAUACAUGUUCCUAAAUAUUUGGUCAGAAAUGUCAGUUUACAAAAGCACAUUGGAUGCAGAGUAAAGUCAUGGUAUUGGAUUUAUAUAGAGAGAUUUUUAGAUUGGGAUAGACACAAAUUGGCUUUACUGUAUCUUCACAAUGGGUUACACUCCCGUCACGCUGUGCUUUAUCAUUUGCACCCAAAGUGUUUUAAUCUCCUUCAAACCUAACAGAAGAAUAAAUUUCCUCCAAAUCAUGUUCAUCUGAUUUUUAUUUAUAGUGUUUAAAUUAUUACACUGUUACAUUUGUGCUCUUUCUACAAGACGACAAAACAAGCAAGUCAAUAAACAGUGUCUUUUAUUAAAA